AUGUCACACUGUUCCGUUGACGAAUUACGUACAAGUCUGGCGAAUGCCACAAAAGACACACAUAAUCUGUGGGAAGAGAAUAAAGACUUGCAGGGCAGAUUCGUUAAUGAUUUAAACGAGAUAUCUCGUAUACAACAAGCCAUUACGCAGUUGGAGAGGGAGCAUCGCCAAGAUCAACUUCAGCAUCCGCGUCAUUCAAUGACAGAAAUGCAAAGGAGGGCAUCACAGCUAUAUUCUAUGCUAACAACUAAAAGGGAGGAAAUCGUUAAGAAGCUAAAUGAUGGGACGAAUUUCGUUGCUUUGCUCCAAAACCAAUUAAUUAGUGACCGUUUGUUUGACUGGAAGAACCGCCAGAAGUUGGCGCAAGUUGGUGUGCCUUUUGAUAAUCGGGAUGCAAUGCUGGAUGAAAUACAGAUGGAGUUCGAAUUUCUCGCGGAACAGAAUUGGCAACUGCAUAUGUUCGCUAGUUGGACGUUAGAUCUGCUUACGAGAGGUCCACAGAUAAAUGACAGUCAUGCACAUUCUACGGCAGCAAAUCUAACAACUUUGACAGAUCAGCUCACCAAAUUAUUGUUUAUGCUAAUUUCACAAAGCUUCGUGGUAUCAAUCCAGCCUGAACCUGUGCUGAAAACACAACACAAGUUUGUUACUGAGGUUCGUUUGCUUAUCGGCGACAAGCUGGGGAUUCGCCAGCACCUCGUAAACACAAAUGUUACUGUUAAAAUUAUUGCUGAAGAAGAGGCAAAGCUAUUGAGUGCUACACAGAUGAACCACAAGGAUAUCAAGAGUGUUGGCAGUAUCAGCAACGAUUAUGAAAAAAUGACAAUGGAUGAAAGAGGGCACAUGGCAGCGAAAUUCAAUAAUUCGAAGCUGACUCGUAUUGCUCACCGCAAACCACCUCCCAAGGGAGCUGCAGCAGAUAUGAAGUGUGCAGUCAAUGUACAAGCUGCAACAGAUCAGAAAUAUGCGUUGCUAUUUCACAUAAGUCCAUUCCAGCUCGGAACUCUAGGAAAAUUUGACGUGUGGACACUUUCGCUUCCUCUCAUGGUGACGGUGCAUGGUUCACAAGAUUGUGAUGCGCAGGGUGCUAUCAUAUGGCAUCGUGCAUUUGCCUCUGUGUCUCGUUCACCUGGAUCAACUGAUAUCGCUGCUGUGUCAUGGAAGGAUCUCACCCAUGUCCUUCAACACAAGUUUACGUUGUUCACCGGUGCCCGUCGGCAAUUAUCUGACUCAGACUUGAGUUACCUUUCUGAGAAAUUGGUCGUUCCUAAUGUUCCCGAUCAAAAACCGAUCACAUUCCAUCGUUUUGCAAAGCAAAAUCUUCGCGACGACGUCUCAUUUUCUUUUUGGGAGUGGUUCUUCGCCAUUAUGCAAUUGAUCAAGCAAAAAUUGCUCAAAUUUUGGGAUGAAGGAUGGUUGGUAGGUUUCAUAUCGAAACAAGACGCCUCACAAUCAAUGAUGUUGUCAAAUCAUCCCACGUUUUUGCUACGAUUCAGUGACACUCAGACGGGAGCUGUUAGCAUUGGAUUCGUUUGUGAAGAUGAUGACGGUCAAAAAGUGCCAUUCCAUCUCGCGCCGUUUACUAUCAAAGACCUUGAUCAGUUGUCUCUUGCCCAACGAAUAGCCAGUUGUCCUCAAUUGAAAGAAAUUAGAUAUCUAUAUCCAAACAUGGAUAAAGACGAAAUGCUACGCUAUUUUGACAGUGAAGAACGAAACCGCGGUGGACCCGACAGUCCGACUGGAUAUAUCCAGUCAGAAAUAGUGAUGGUUGCGAAAACAUCUAACAAACCCUCAUCGACCUCAGUCAUUAGUGGUGGUGACUCACCAUCUCCGCAAUCGGUGCAGUCGAAGUCAGAGUGGUCACCUGGGGAGGUGAUCCGGCCGUCUCAGUCAAUGGAUAUAGGGGAUGAUCUGGCAUCAAUGUUAUCCUCAUCGGGACUUGACAGUUGUAGUGGUCACGGAGAUGUGGAAUCACUACUAGGUCCAGGUUUCCGGCCACAAUUACUUUCACAGCCGCUUCAACACAUUGACUUGUCAUUCGUAGAUUCCUACGAUAAUUCAGCUUUCUUUCGACAUGAGUAA
Molecule: messenger RNA, 2082 nt
Organism: Angiostrongylus costaricensis
Lineage: Eukaryota; Metazoa; Nematoda; Chromadorea; Rhabditida; Metastrongylidae
Source: the annotation of a GenBank genome assembly